AGCUUGUCAAAAGGUGCCACUGGUGGCUUCCGCCAACCCUCACCCAUCUUCCCAGACGAUGAAAGCUCUUCAUACUCGGCUAAUCCGGGCAUGAAAGGUUUGUACGGGAAGAAGCCAGUCGCGAAGACCAGUAUCGCGACGGGGAUGAGCAGGUUCGCAACCGUGAGAAGAACCGUUCGAAGCGCCAUUGUGACCUAUUUACCUCUGGAUUAGUUGAUGAAGAGUUCGAGGCGCGUUCAUAGCAUGAUGAGCGAUUCCAAUGCCAGAAGGGAAAGUUCACGCGUCCAACAUGGUAUCUAGAGACGCGACGUUACGUUUGUGGCUCUGAGAACUCAGGGUCCAAGCUCUAGUCCCAAGAGAAUCUAGUGGGUAACGCCAUGGAGCCAAUGACAUCACUACCUCGGAUGGAGAGCUUCCCAAAUGUCAGCAUCUGCUCCGAGCAAGCAUCCAUGUAUCCAACGCCAUUGGGACUUGCUGGUUUAACGAGAACGAGCUUGCCUGUCUGCAUCCCGGCUCCGCACAUCUACUUUGCGAUCCGUUCUUUCCGCUCCGCCAGCCGCUUCCCGAACUCCGGCCGAACUUUCGAAAAGCAGCUCUGCGCGUACCUCCAGCAACAACACGUUUCACACACUCCUAGAUCAUCGACUCGAGCAUCCAACAUGUCAUUUAUUCUUCCUGGCCUUCGUAGAGGCUUGAUGCUCAGUACGCCACUCAUCUUGUCGACACCUUUGCUGGUAUAUCAGUUCCGAAAUGCACAGCCCAUACGAUGCGAUGGCCCGGAUCCCAUCACUAAAAUCACAAACGACCUCAAAAGCAACUACGUAACCGAAGCGAGAACACCUGUUAUCACUCAAUCAGGUGCUAUGAAUCCGAAAGCAGUCCGUCAAAUCAGCAUGGGAAGCAUUCUAGGUGUGAUCGGAGGGCUGGGAAUUAGUGUUUUCAGCAAACCUCUGGCUGUGUUGAUUGGAUUGGGAAUAUUUGCUCUGCAGUUCAUCGAGUCGCGAGGUAUUCACGUCAUACCAUAUUCAUUCCUGGAGCGCCGGGUAAAGUCGAUGAAUGUCCGCUCACUAGUGCGCGACAAUGUGGCCUUCAAGUUGUCCUUCGGUCUGACUUUCGCGAUGGCAGCGUUUGCCGAAUUUUAGAAUCUUGAUUUUGAUGUCUUUGCUCAGUACGCGUUCGGCUAGUGGAAGCCCUGGGCGAAACGAUGUGCUGGAUUCAUUGCUUGGGGCUGCAGCUGCAUUUGCAGUUGCUUGCAAGUCUGCCAAAAAGCUUUGACAGUUUCCUUGAAAGCUGCCCCGCUUCUUGCGUUUCUGUACAUAUGUCAGCAUCAAAUCCAAAACUCGCAAUCAUGGACAAGUCUUACCUGGUCAUGCUCUCGAUGAGCUUGCGCACCAUAUCCUGAACGCCUUGG
Alternaria alternata is the source of this 1411-nucleotide messenger RNA. RefSeq lists its product as hypothetical. The transcript is spliced from 2 exons. NCBI's taxonomy places the organism in Eukaryota, Fungi, Ascomycota, Dothideomycetes, Pleosporales, Pleosporaceae. The record is from RefSeq and is a predicted model, not a curated record. Bases 450 to 1142 code for a protein of 230 amino acids.